Molecule: messenger RNA, 4362 nt
Organism: Exophiala bonariae
Lineage: Eukaryota; Fungi; Ascomycota; Eurotiomycetes; Chaetothyriales; Herpotrichiellaceae
Exons: 1
Coding region: 1-4362 (1453 amino acids)
Biological process (GO): telomere maintenance
Cellular component (GO): nucleus
Source: RefSeq, a predicted model, not a curated record
AUGAACUUCACGAGCACGCCGGAGUCACCAGCGUCCUUCCCGGGCUCUUCGAGCAACGGUGGACGGAAACGCGUCGAGUUCUCUCCAUGGACGAACGGUCCAACUCCCACCCUGCCGAGCCGCUCACCUUCAACCACGUCGACUGUGAAGCCGCUACCUCCCUCUUCCGAAUGCCAACCGUCUCUAAAAUCAAUCCUGAAGACAACAGCAUUCGAUGGACUCUCCCUUCCCAACCCCGCGGUUGUACCAGAAGAGGAACUUUCAAUGAGCGCGAUGAUGGAGAGUAUUGUACAGCAGCUAGCAAGUGAUGAGCGGACUAUAUCAGUAGAUGCAUACCAAAUACUUGCGAAGGUGAUCAGGCAAUAUGACGAUAUCCCUGACGAAGCAGUUCUCAAGAGCAAGGUCUCAGCGAUCCUCAGGUAUAUCAAGCGAGACCUGUUAAGACCAAUGGACGAAAUUGCAGACACAAGUCUGAUCACCCAAGCAUUGAAGGUGCUUGUGAUAUUCGUCUGGAAUCCCGAAUACUCUUCCUUUCUGAACGACGAAUAUCGCACGUUCAUCCUCGACCGCUCUAUUUCAAUCAUCUCUGAGCACACUGCACCAAAAAGCGUCAUCAUUCAUUACCUGCACCUCCUUGCCACUCAAAAUUUCCGACCUAUUCUGCUUACUUCCAAUAAUAGGGUUCUGCGCCUGUUGGAGUCUCUCAAGGCUCUCUCAGAGCACAUCAAAGGCAUCGGUGUGACGCUGGAAAGAAUCUUGGUCUAUAAGAAGCUCCUCGAGCAGUCUAAGUUGACCAUGAAAGCAAAAGCGAACCUGUGGAUUGAGGAGCUUUUGACUGGAAUGACAAACAGCUGCAAAGAAGUCAGAGUCAAGGCGAUUGACUUUGGAGUUCAAGUGUGCGCAGCCUUUCCCUCGUCCCCAUCGAUAUCUGGCCCCACCAGAAAUGUGUUAGAGCGUGAACUUGAGAACAAUGUGUCCUUUGGCGCGGCCAUCUGCCGAAGGCUUGAGAAAAUGGUUGCGUCCAAAGACGACAUGUCACAGGUCCCUCAAAUCUGGUCAACAAUAGUUCUACUUAGUAACAGCAUGGACACACGUAUCGACAGUUGGGCAGAUCUCAAGAUAUGGCUCAAGGUAAUUCAGAAAUGCUUCAAUGGCAGCGACCCACUCGUUAGACAGCAAUCGAACUUGGCUUGGAACCGAUUGGUAUAUGUCGCUAGACCACAUGAAGCUUCGGACACACUUCUAGCCAUGCUGGCAAAACCUGUCACCAUUCAGCUAGAGAGGCCAACAGCAGACAAGACAGUCAAAGGAUCCAGAAUGACCGCUGUGGGGAGUUAUUGCAACUUGCUUUACUACGCCUUCCGGCCUGCCUCCACCCACAAGCAAUAUACCCGAAUUUGGAAUGAGUAUAUCGUCAAAGUUAUGAGAAGCUCAUUCUUCGAGAGAAAUUCUGCAAACUCCGAUAUUGCUUGUAGGAUUUUCAUUGCUCUUCUGUGGAAUUCGAGUCAGGGGCCGAAAGUUUGGAACGAAAAUCGCUCUCUACAAGACUCUCGCAUGAUCGAGCCAGAAGAAAUUCCUACCCUUGAUUGCAAAUGGGUCAGGGCAAAGUGUUCGGCAAUCGUGGACAUGUUUCAGAUCUUGCUGCGGUACAGCUCUUGGGGAGCCUCAGGUCAAUCGGACAAAGCAUACAUUGCAGUGGCAUGGACGCAUUUCCUCCGGGCUCUGAAGGAUGCAGGCAGCAAGGAGAUCAAGCCGUCAGCAGAAACGAAGCAUGCUGCAAAUACCGUUCUUGAAUUCCUCGAGCGCAUAUGGCAUGAAGCUGCUCAAGGUAGCAGUGAAGUCGAUGUGCAAGUCGCAGCUCAGAUUAAGCAGAUGACACGAAUGUCUGUCAUGGAGCUGGGCCAGCACAUCUUGUCAAUGACACUGGAAACAAACGGCCAUUCACUUCGUUUACCAUUCAUAUUCUCUGAGGUAACGGGUGCGAUCAUUGCAGAGAUGUCUCAGCAACACGACAAUGGAGAAGCUCGUCUACACCCCUCGAACAACCGGAUCUCCAUGCAGUCACUACGGCCUCAAUACGAGAAGUGUUUAGACUUUAUGUGUGAGUCUAUCAUCAAAGAUAUUUCAGAGGAAAGCGUAUGCAACUUGAUGGAAGACUUCAAGACGCUUGACCUGCUGCUGCAGACUACAUCGCCAGAGCUUCUACGAGCAACAAUCAGCAGGCUUCAGAAGCCCCUCGCACUGAUGUUGAAGACUGGCUAUGAGGUACUACAACAAAAGUCCAUCAUCGAAUCAGACCAGCUCUACGAAACCUUUGGUAGAAGUAUUACCACUGCAUUAGGGAAGCUUCCAUGCAACGAUGUUGAGGCAAUGGAUGAUGUUUUCUCCUCUUUGUUCACGGGCAGCUCUACGGUAUUGGUCAAUCAGGCCAUUGUGAUGUGGAAUUCGACAUUUGCACAUCAGGAAACUAUUACGCUUGGUACUGGCUUGAGACAAGCUCUAUCGGAGCUUCAUAAGCUCACCGAUGUUUAUUAUCCUGGCAUGCCAGAGCAGCAAACGAGUCAACACCUUUUGGAUGUUUCGUCACCCUUAGAAUACGCCGAAACCCCAUCACCACCUUCACACCGUAGCGCUCGCACAUAUCAACCACCGCCGAAUGGCCUCGGCGUUGCAUCUCCGGAGUUGGGAAGUCAAGCUCUUACGAAUAACCGGAUCUAUUCAGACGAUCACCAAACCUACAUUCCUUCAAGUCCAGGACAAGUCAAAUCCAUUUCCGAGCCGACGCCGAGACAUGAUGACUCACAAGUACUCUUUGUGCCCAUCGAAUCAUCACCUACAUCAGUACUCGGGCUUGAGUCACAAUACCUGACAGUGCACCAGAAAGACGUUCGUGACAGACAGCGAUCAGAGCCAGCGGUUGUAUUCCCAGAUCUAAGAUCCAGUCCACAUCCUCAGAGCAAGUCACAGCACCAUGGUGACUGCGAAUUUGCCCGUAAAGCUGCGUCACUGGGAGAGUGCCCAUCUACACCCACCCUGCCAACAAACCAAGACCAUGGAGAACGAGAGAUCCAAGCUUCACCUACCCCACGUGCUCGACAUUAUACCAACCAUGUAAUGGACAUUGAGGUUCCGUCGUCACCGCCUUCUGUGCACGAUGGCGACACCAAGGGCCGAACAGGCCUUGAAAACCUCUCCUCUCCUCCGCAAGGGCCUGUCGAUGAUAGCCAGAUGAUCCUCGAGAUUGGAAUGCCUGCAUCGGAUGCACUAGACCAGAACGACGAUGAGAUGGAUGCCGCCGUCGACGCGGUCCCAACACCUUCAGUUGUCGACACCCCACUCCAGGAAGCCAUUGCAACAUUGACUCCUGGACCAGAGCGUGAUUUGGCAGAAGCCGAUGCAGAGGAUGGAGAAACCGAGGAGGAUUCGAAUGUGGUUGGUUCGAUGGCAGUGAUUGUCACCAAAGAAAUAAUCAUUAAUGAGCGAACAAGUCCUGUGGCGACAUCAAGAAGCGACAGCGACGAGAACGAUGUGCUUAGCGCCUCACAGUUGUCACAGGACCUUGAUCGUCAUAUUUACGAGUCUACUGGAAGUUCACUUCUGGAACAAGCAUUCGAGACUGCGCCGACAAGCAGCUCCAAUGAUGGUUGUGAUCAGGAAUGUUCCAAUAAUACCACACACAACUUUCGCAAACGCAAGGCUGGUAAUUCCGGCAAGCCAGCCAGAAAACGUCGCAUAAAAUCGACCUCACAGUUAUCCUCGCAAGCUUCAGGGGAAGGGUAUUCGUCUAGCCAAAAUGAGCUCCUGGACACUAUCGAGGUUAUCUCAUCACCCAGUGAUAGGAACAUUAUGCCAGAGAAUCCUGUGUCAGAACGACGGUCUUGCACAUCCGAGUCGACUCCAACACAAAGACGUGGACGUGGACGCCCAAGAAAGCGUGGGCGUGGUCUCCAAUCUGCAGACUGUCGACAGACUCCUCAAAUCGUAGCAGCUGUGAUAGUUCCCAGACCUUCAGCUUUGAAGACCGAGAACAGCGACUUUGACACACUGGGGGUAGAUGCUGGUCUCACGGAACACGUCGAGAGCGGAGAGCUGGUCAUAGUUGAUAUGGAACUGAUGCCGACCGAGGAAGAGUCCACAGAAAACGCCAUUCAAGAACUUGACGACGCGACUUCAGUGCCAGUUGUAGCUACCAGCAACAGCAAUCAGGAAUCGAGUGAACAGGCGGACCCAACCUUCCUUACGACGUUGCAGGCUGCGCUCGAUCAACUCAAAUCGAACACAACAGAAAAUAUCGAUCUGCGAGCCGUCGAUGACCUUUGCUUUCAAAUUCGGUUCCAUGCUCAGGUGCUCAGCCAGAAGUGA